Molecule: messenger RNA, 1935 nt
Organism: Trichophyton benhamiae CBS 112371
Lineage: Eukaryota; Fungi; Ascomycota; Eurotiomycetes; Onygenales; Arthrodermataceae
Exons: 1
Coding region: 1-1935 (644 amino acids)
Biological process (GO): replication fork processing; mitotic intra-S DNA damage checkpoint signaling; resolution of meiotic recombination intermediates
Cellular component (GO): Holliday junction resolvase complex; nucleus
Molecular function (GO): DNA binding; nuclease activity
Source: RefSeq, a predicted model, not a curated record
AUGGACCAAGUCAUCAGCUUAUUGUCUUCCUCCCCAGCAGUCGUAUCAAGACCGACAAAUGAGAGUCUGGAAGCUAGUUUUGGGGUUGUGGACAGUCCUCUGAAUGCGGCACCUGCGAAGGUAGACGACUCGCUAUUUGAUUAUGGCGAUUUUCUCGACAGCUCGGCAACCAAGAGAAGGAGGCUGAGCCCCGCCGUGGAUCAAAAAAUUCAUACCACUGAUCAUAUCACGCCUCUUAAAUCCCCCGGUUUUAUGUUCUCGGACAUCACGGAUUUCAAUAGUAUAGGAAAUACCCCUGAUAUACCCCAAGCCAAGUCAAAGGCAAAGGAAACGGUCAAUAAAACAUCGGCAUCAUGGGAUCUUACCCUGGAUGACCCUAUCGUCUGCUCAUCCUCUGCGCCUAACAACCAAAUCCAAGAAGAAAUUUCAAAAAAGCCAAUAACUAUAGUUAUUGAUGAUGAUGAUGAUGGCGACGAGGAUGAUGACUUUCUGGGCUGUAACCUAGCACCAUCGGAUGAUAUCGAUGACCACAACGACGAUGAAGAUCUUUUCAAUUUUGAUGCCUCCCAAUCAUCAACGUUUGGUAUUUCAAAGAAGACCACACUGCUGCUCGAACAACUUAGACGAGAGGCAGAGUCCAAGGGUAGAUCAAAAAAGAAGAAGAAAGUGGAAGAUGACUUUGAUUCGUUAUCAGAGGGUGAUGCGCUGCCUUCCACGAAACAAAAAUCCGUAAGACGGCAACCAAGCAGUCAAACAGCGGGUAAAAAUGCAGACAGGACAGCGAAAGCACUAGAGCGAGAGGCAGCAAAACUUCGCCGACAACAAGAGAAGGAACUGCAAAAGGAAGAAAAGCGGAAGCAGAAGGAAGAGAAAGAAAAGCAAAAGCGGAUUGCAGCUGAUAUCGCGGAGGCAAACAAGUCGAAAGUGGACAAGGCCGUGUCGGUUGGAGAGAUGAUUGUUGACAUAUCCUCUACCUUCCAGGACACCAGCAUCGGAACUCAGACGGAGGAACAUAUGCGCAAUCUGGGGGUGGAGAUGAACUUUUCGUCCUCGCAGAUACCCAACAUCGUCUCAUGGAGACGGAAAGUAACCGCGCAAUAUACUGAUGCAGGACAUUGGGAGCCAUGUGCGCCAACAAUAAAAGCCGAAGGUCAUGUACUAUGUUUCUUCACCGGGGAUGAAUUUGCCGAGAUGGCUGUUGCACCUCCGGCCAGCAAUAACACGGUUAAGGCGUAUUUCCAGAAAAUAAGCGGAGAAUACCCGAGCCGCAAGCAGAUAUAUCUCAUCGAGGGCUUGGCUGCCACCAUCAGGAAAGGCAAGAAUUCGCGCAACCGGUCGUACCAGGCUGCUGUUCUGCAACAGAUUGACGACAACCAGGCCAACUCAGGCGCUGCUGGGCAGCCACCACCACCACCACCACCUGAAGCAGCAACAGCAACAGCAUCAUCCCAAUCCAAGCGGAAGAAAGCAAGGUCAAGCAAAAAGACGGCCAGCACAACCCAUGUGAUUGACGAAGACGCCAUUGAAGACGCCUUGCUUCAGCUGCAGGUUGUCCACUCAUGUUUGGUGCACGAGACUGCCAACUCGACUGAAAGCGCCUCAUGGAUCAAGAACUUCACCGAACAUAUCUCGACGGUUCCCUAUAGGCGAGAACUGAUGAAGAGCCAGGAUGCGUCGUUCUGCAUGGAUGUAGGACAAGUUAGGACCGGGGAUGAUGCGGGGGAUGCAUAUGUUCGAAUGAUGCAGGAGGUCAGCCGUAUCACGGCGCCGAUAGCGUAUGGCGUUGCUACGCAGUUUCCUACUGUUGGCAGGUUGGUGGAGGCGUUUGAUCAGGGAGGUGCACUGCUCCUUGAAGAUGUUAAGGUAUGUUAUUAUUGUGUGUGUGUGUUUGAACGCACCAGCCAGCCAGCCACCUUUUCAAGGACCAUAUUCUAA